AAGGGGUAUUUGGGAGAGAGAAGAAAUGUUGGUGGAGGAGUAGGUGGUCGUUGAAGUUUGCUUUUGCUAUUGAGUUUAGUGUGUUCCACCUUCCGAAGUACUACUCGAGUUUUCAACGUUUUAAACUUUUAGAAAUUAGAAACUAAAAAAAUAAAAAUCAAGCACAAUGUCCGGCCCAGGGCCAAAGUUUGUGAACAACCAGUUUAAUUCUCCUAUCAAAUUAUAUUCACCACAGUCAAUCCAGGAAACGUUGGAUCGCCAAACUCAAAUUCUAGCCAACGGUGCAAUCGGGAUCGAUUUCAACCAGUUAGCCAAACCGGCGAAUCUCCAAAAUAGCGCAGUGCUUCGGAUGCUCGAAGAAGAGGAGAUCAGAAAACGCAAUGGACAACAACCUAAUCUGAAACGUGUUGCGUGGCCUCCUCCGCCAGAGGAUCAAGAUAUUGACGAGUACAUUGAACAAGGUCCUGUUCAAGCCAAGACUCGUGGAAUUGGCGAAUACGCCACGUACCAGAGUAGUCCAUCGCCCCAGAAUUUUGCACAAACAUCGCCAACGCCAGUGAGUCCUGGUGGUACAUUACGUCAACCCUCACACUUUCAACAACAAAAAUCGGCUAAAGGUUGGGCACCUGUUACACCCCCAGCCACCUCUCCUUUGCCCCAAACAAUUCUCCAGCCACCCAAUUGGAAUCAAUCAUCACAACAAUCGCCAACACAUUUGCAAACUCAGAGCUCAGUGGAUCGAACGCGACAACCUUAUUCGUCACCAGUUUCUACUUUUGAAGCACCACCUUCGAUUAUCACAUUGAGGCCAGAACCACCAAUUUCUCAGAAACCAGCACCUGUUUAUUUAGCACAACCGGCAGCGACAAAAGCACCGAUAAGUGGCAAUAUGAGGGGAGAUCAAAAAUGGCCACCGGAAAGUGUAAAAGUUCAGACAGAGGCGGAAAAUAAGGCUCGAAUGGAAUUAGCGAAAGGACCCGUUUGUAGACCGCGAAGAGUAAGAAAAGAUUAUAGUGGAUUUUUUGCGCAACACGCCUUGAAUAGUACUUAUCCUGGUUAUAGAGCACCACCAGGAACUCAGUACUUUACUCCCGGGUAUCAAAACUAAACGAAAAGAAACUAGUUUCUAAGUCUUUUUUUUUUUUAAAUCUCGAAGACUGCGAUCAAGUUGCAAAUUUUCCUUUAUUAAAAUCGCCAAGGAAACAUAAAAAAAUUGCAACAAAAAAAAUAAUAUAUCAAAACAGUAACAAAUUACCUCUCAAUGAAUUUUACAAUCAAAUUUCAAAAACUUUCAUUUUAUAAAUUACUAUAAAUUUAUUAAAAUAUAAAUUCAAAUUAAUAUAUUAUUAAUAUUUAUUAACAGUAUGUUAAAAUUUAAUUUAUAUAAUUUAAAAAAUUUUCUUUUAAAGAGUACCGCAAGUUUUGUUGACUGAAAGAAAUUAUAUAAUUCAAUUUUUCUUUUCGCCAAUUGCUUUGGCUCGCGUUUUUAUUAAUAAAUUGAGAAACUAACGCUUCUGAUCGCAAAAUAUUUGAUGCAGGGCAUUGUGUUUUAAAAAAAAGUCGAGAAAUAACAAAAUAUCGAAAAUUUAGCUUCGAAGAUAGUCGAAUCUAUGUACACACACAAACACACACGCGCGCGCGAAAUAAAAAAUAAACAAAUCGAAACCAAAACUCGAGACGAACGAAAAAUCGAAAAUAAAAAGCUGUGAAUGUAAAUACGAAAGGGAUAUUAAUAUUUUUGUAAUGUAAUUCAAGUAUAGGUAACCGACUAACGAUUAUCCUUUUUAAAAUGGUGUAUUAUAUAUGUAUAUAUAUAUAUUGCCAUGAAUAAAUGUAAUAAAAGUU
This is a messenger RNA of Leptopilina boulardi, 1845 nucleotides long. RefSeq names its product KICSTOR complex protein kaptin-like. Gene Ontology annotation, molecular function: actin filament binding. Bases 167 to 1108 code for a protein of 313 amino acids. NCBI's taxonomy places the organism in Eukaryota, Metazoa, Arthropoda, Insecta, Hymenoptera, Figitidae. Gene Ontology annotation, biological process: cellular response to amino acid starvation; negative regulation of TORC1 signaling; actin filament organization. Gene Ontology annotation, cellular component: actin cytoskeleton; lamellipodium; KICSTOR complex. The record is from RefSeq and is a predicted model, not a curated record. The transcript is spliced from 7 exons.